UAUGACCAAACAGAAUUUGCUACCAAAUUCGGAUUUGAAAAAUGUUGAAUUUUCUAUUAAACUAUUUCAUAAAACAUAUGUAGUAAUUCUCUGUGAUAAGCUAAUUUAGAUUUGAUAAUUAAUUUACUUAGAGUUAGUGGGUGUUAAAAUUCUGAUUAUAUUCAAUUUGUAUUUGACGGUUAAUUUGUGUAGAAGGUAACAACAAUCAAAAAUCCGAAACUUUUGUUGUUUAGAUUUUCUCCCCCAUCUAUUUCGAUAUAUAAAAAUAAAUUUAGAAAGAAAUAUGCCAAGAAGAAGAGGUCACCGCAGGGGUGGCCGAAGUGGGUCAUCUGGAACACGAGGUCGAGGUAGGGGCGGAAAUAUAGAAACUAUAGGGAUUGAUAUAUCUGAUGAAGAAGAUGGGUACGGUCAAAUGCCACAAGGAUAUAAUGCAGAAAAUUUAGUUCAAACAUCGAGAAGACGUAGAGGCACAGAAAGCCAAAUCACAUCAAAACUUGAGUCUAGCUUGUUAGUUCCUUUGCCAAGUUUAUUGCCCAAAGCACCAACACCAACAUCAGAUAGAGAUCAGAAAAGAAAGAGGAUAAUUUCGGGUAGAUCAUGCAAGCGAGGUCGUCUACAGGAAGAUGACGUUAUUUGUGUACUUUCGGACGAUUCUGAUCAGGAAGUAUCUGUGGAAAAAAUAAUUAAUAAACCUCUAAAUAGAACAAAAGAUGUCUCAGCUAGUGAUCAAAUAAUAUCAAUUCCUCCUGAAGCAGCUGCUGCAAAUUUCAAAGCAGUCUCUGUUCAAAAUAAAGAGGAAAUCGGGGAACAGACAGAAGAGGAGGAGAAAAUAGAAGUAAAUGAGAAGAAACCGGAAAAGCUUUCAGAAUUAAGUUUUCAGUUUGCAGAUGAUGACUUUUCGAAAUUUGAAGACGACGAUGAUAUUGAAUUUGAAAAUAUUUUUAUGAAAUCAUAUGACAAUAACGAAGAAAGAGAGAGCGAUGAAAAGAGCAUGGAAGAGAAAGAGUCUACAAAACCUAAACGAGUAUUUCUUAUGCCAGACACUUCGUCAUCAGAUGAAGAUGCCACUGAACACAAGGACGCGAUAAAUUGUGCCAAUGAUUUUAAGGAAAGAGAGAAACUAGAACAAGAAGUCGAUGCCGAACUCGACGAAGAAUUAAAUAAAAUUACACAAACUACUAGAAAGAAUCAGAAGCGAUUUCUUCGAAAAAAAGAUGAAAAUCUCAUUAAGAAAAUUGAAAGACAGGCUUUGCAAUAUAAUCUUGUUGAUCAGCUGACAGGCUUACCUACUGUAUUUAGUUCAAUAUCAAACCAAGAAGUAUUGGAAAUAGUCGAAAAUACGAAAUACGAUGAAUCAAAAGUAGUUGUCUUUACUGUAGUAUACUCAAAUCAGAAGAAGUUUAUGAAGUUGCAUAUUGACCAGCCGUUUGCAGCGUUGGUUCGGCAACUCUCUGUAUUGCUUAAAAUCCCCACUGUUCAAAUGAUUCUUUAUCAUAAUGCUGAACGAAUAGACAAUAACGAGACUACUCCCCUGUCAGCUGGUUUAACCGGUGGUGGAAUAUUAGAUCUCGACAUUUCUAAUACAUUUUCGGAUGAGGAUUACAUUCGCUUAAAGUUUAGACAUAAAUCGAAGACGAGUAAUCAUAGUGUUGACAUUGGUUAUAAAGUACCUUAUGAAAGUAAAUUGGAAAAAGUGAUGAAAGAAUUUGCUACAGCUCUAGAAGCGGAUAUUACUCAUUUAUCUUUUCGUUUCGAUGGCGAUGUUAUAAAAAGUACAUGUACCCCUAGUGAACUUGAUCUAGACGAUGACGAUGUUAUAGAUGUCAUAAAAUCAAAUAGCUAAUAUAAAAUAACUAUUAAAUGUAUAAAAUUCUAUAACUAUUUUUCAACUGUCUUUAUUCCACAG
This is a messenger RNA of Dimorphilus gyrociliatus, 1906 nucleotides long. Lineage: Eukaryota; Metazoa; Annelida; Polychaeta; Dinophilidae. The record is from the annotation of a GenBank genome assembly.